Molecule: messenger RNA, 9161 nt
Organism: Salvelinus fontinalis (brook trout)
Lineage: Eukaryota; Metazoa; Chordata; Actinopteri; Salmoniformes; Salmonidae
Gene: slc8a1b
Product: solute carrier family 8 member 1b
Exons: 7
Coding region: 598-3435 (945 amino acids)
Biological process (GO): sodium ion transmembrane transport; calcium ion import across plasma membrane; cell communication
Cellular component (GO): postsynapse; sarcolemma; axon
Molecular function (GO): calcium:sodium antiporter activity
Source: RefSeq, a predicted model, not a curated record
UGGCAGCGGACCGCAUUUUUAGUGUCGCUUCCCUUUGCUCUUUCUGAAAUCGAUGUGGACAGAAUAAUGCCCGAGCGGGAGAGCUGUGGGAAAAAGUGUAUUCCGGGAGUUUGUCCGCCUCCACAGAAGCAGUCCGCGUUCUAAACGCACUUUGGACUCGGUCUCUGUGCAUGGAGCUCUGUGGCUGUCCACACAUCGAAUAGGAUAGGAAAGAGGUUGAGAGAGAGAAGGCGAGUGAGAGCGAGAGAGAGAGAGGGGGGGGGAAAUAAUCAGGAAGAACUCUCAGCGCACCUUUUAGUUCUCCGAUAUGCAGAUUUGCUGAUAAAACAUCAGUUAUCUGUUCAUCUCAUACAGGUCGUGGAAAACUGCGAGUGCAUGGGAAUCUUUAACUCGUUUUUUCUUCACCGGGGUAUCUCGCCUUGAUUUCGUAUAAAACCCAGCACGAAUGUGAGCUGUAAUACUAGGCUACUGACGGCUCUAGCGGCUCCUUAUUGGCAUUUUCACGUCUAGGCUACUACAACUACUUCUGCCUGUGGACCGUACUGUUAUAUAUUGUGACAGGUUUCGAAAGCAGAGGAGGCUCACCACUCCAGAAUCAUGGGACACUUUCAGCUCUCCCCCCUGCUCUCCCUUGGCCUUCGGCUUGUGGUUGUCUUAGCAAUCAUGUUUCUCAAAUUCCAACAUGUGACGGCUAUGUCCUCAGACGUGGACCUGGAUCAGUUUGUGUCUCCAACUGCCAGCGGCAAUGUUACUGUGUGCACCACAGCAGGCACAGCAUGCGAAAAAGGGGUGAUUCUGCCUAUCUGGGAACCUCAGAAUCCCUCGUUUGGGGACAAAGUGGCACGAGCGACAGUCUAUUUCGUGGCCCUGGUGUACAUGUUCCUGGGAGUGUCCAUCAUCGCUGACCGUUUCAUGGCGUCCAUCGAGGUCAUCACCUCUCAGGAGAAAGAGAUCACCAUCAAGAGACCCAACGGAGAGACCACCACCACCACCGUGCGGAUCUGGAACGAGACAGUGUCCAAUCUCACGCUCAUGGCCCUGGGUUCAAGUGCCCCUGAGAUCCUACUGUCCGUCAUUGAGGUUUGCGGCCACGGUUUUGAUGCAGGAGCCUUGGGUCCUAGCACCAUCGUGGGCAGCGCCGCCUUCAACAUGUUUGUCAUCAUUGGCAUCUGUGUGUACGUGGUGCCCGACGGGGAGGUCCGUAAGGUCAAGCACCUGCGCGUCUUCUUCGUCACAGCCACCUGGAGCAUCUUCGCCUACAUCUGGCUCUACCUGAUCCUGGCUGUCAUCUCCCCCGGCAUAGUGCAGGUGUGGGAGGGCCUGCUCACCCUCUUCUUCUUCCCCAUCUGCGUGUUGUUCGCCUGGGUCGCUGACCGACGCCUCCUCUUCUACAAGUACGUCUACAAGCGCUACCGUACCGGCAAGCAGCGGGGCAUGAUCAUUGAGACCGAGGGUGACCGCCCGCUCCCGUCCAAAGUUGACAUUGAGAUGGACGGAAAGAUGCUCAACUCUCACGCGGUGGACUUCCUAGACGGGCCUCUGGGGCUGGAGCUGAACGUGAAGGACCUGGAUGAGGAGGAGACCCGGCGCGACAUGGCCAAGAUCCUCAAGGAGCUGAAGCAGAAGCACCCAGACAAGGAAAUGGAGCAGCUGAUUGAACUGGCCAACUACCAGGUGUUGAGUUCGCAGCAGAAGAGCAGGGCCUUCUACCGCUGCCAGGCCACCAGACUCAUGACCGGCGCUGGGAACAUCCUGAAGAAGCAUGCGGCUGACCAGGCCCGCAAGGCCGUCAGCUUGCACGAGGUUCGCUCUGAUAUGGCCGAUAACGACCCCAUUUCCAAGAUCUACUUUGAACCCGGCUCCUACCAGUGCCUGGAGAACUGUGGCACAGUGGCAGUUAACGUGCUACGGCGAGGCGGUGACCUGACCAAGACAGUGUCGGUGGAGUUCCGUACAGAGGAUGGAUCAGCCAACGCGGGCUCGGACUACGAGUUCACCGAGGGGGUGGUGGUGUUCAAGCCCGGCGAGACCCAGAAGGAGAUCCGUGUGGGCAUCAUUGAUGAUGACAUCUUUGAGGAGGAUGAGAACUUCCUGAUCCACCUGAGCAACGUCAAAGUGCUGCUGUCAGAGGGAGAGGAGGUAGAGAACCCAGAGACCAAUCACGUGGAGGCGGUGGCCUGUCUCGGCCUGCCUGCCACGGCAACCGUGACCAUCUUUGACGACGACCACGCCGGCAUCUUCACGUUCGAGGAGCCGGUGGCACACGUGAGUGAGAGUGUGGGCACCAUGGAGGUGAAGGUGCUGCGUACGUCAGGGGCACGUGGGGUCGUCAUGGUGCCCUACAAGACUGUGGAGGGCACGGCACACGGAGGAGGAGAGGAUUUCGAAGAUACACACGGGGUCCUGGAGUUUCAGAACGAUGAAAUCUUGAAGACCAUAACCAUUCAAAUACUUGACCGUGAGGUGUAUGAUAAACACAGCUACUUCACCCUAGAGCUGCAGACGCCACAAUGGAGAAGGAGAGGCCGGACAGCUACAGAGGUGGCUGUGAAGGAGGUGGAAGAGGAGACGCCACUGACAGAAGUGGAUGAUGAGGACCAACGCAUCGCUGAUAUGGGCCGACCCACGCUGGGGGACCACGUCAAACUUGAAAUCAUCAUUGAGGAAUCCUACGAGUUUAAGAACACUGUGGACAAGCUGAUUAAGAAGACAAACCUGGCCCUGCUGGUGGGGACUAACAGCUGGAGAGACCAGUUCAUCGAGGCCAUCACCGUCAGUGCCGGUGAGGAUGACGAGGAUGAAGAAUGCGGCGAGGAGAAGCUGCCGUCCUGCUUUGACUACGUCAUGCACUUCCUCACCGUCUUCUGGAAGGUUCUGUUUGCGUUCGUGCCCCCGACAGACUACUGGAAUGGCUGGGCCUGCUUCGUGGUGUCCAUCUGCAUGAUCGGCCUGCUCACAGCCUUCAUCGGGGACCUGGCCUCCCACUUCGGCUGCACCGUGGGCCUCAAGGACUCUGUCACCGCCGUGGUGUUUGUUGCCCUGGGGACCUCUGUGCCAGACACCUUUGCCAGUAAGGUGGCAGCCAUCCAGGACCAGUAUGCUGACGCAUCCAUCGGCAACGUGACGGGCAGCAACGCGGUCAAUGUGUUCCUGGGCAUCGGCGUGGCCUGGUCCAUGGCUGCCAUCUACCACAACUCCAAGGGCAACGACUUCAAGGUAGACCCGGGGAGCCUGGCCUUCUCCGUCACUCUCUUCACCAUCUUCGCCUUCAUCUGCGUGGGGGUGCUGAUGUACCGGAGGCGACCUUCGAUCGGCGGCGAGCUGGGGGGUCCGCGGACUCCCAAGAUACUGACCACCAUGCUGUUUGUCAGCCUGUGGCUGCUGUACAUUCUGUUCUCCUCGCUGGAGGCCUACUGCCACUUCAAGGCCUUCUAAACAGCAUCAGACUUAAGAAGGCCCAAGAAGAGCUAACCAGAGACAAGAAGGAGGCAACAGCAGUGGUGAAAAACAUGUUCCUCUUGUCAUUAAUAACUCCCCCUUUCCUCCUAUCCCCCUUUUAAGAAGUGAAAGAUCUGCCCCCCUCUGUCCCCAUGGUCUAGUGCUUAAUGGAUGAAACUGGUUGUUCAGGCGAGGAGAGGCCUGUCAAGGCUAGGACAGACACCCCUAUGAAGUCUGUAGAAUGGCAGACUGUGUGUGUGUGUGUGUGUGUGUGUGUGUGUGUGUGUGUGUGUGUGUGUGUGUGUGUGUGUGUGUGUGUGUGUGUGUGUGUGUGUGUGUGUGUGUGUGUGUGUGUGUGUGUGUGUGUGUGUGUGUGUGUGUGUGUGUGUGUGUGUGUUCGUGGGAGCGUGUGCGUUUGUGGGUGUGUGUGUGUGUGUUUGCGGGAGCGCGUGUGUGUUUGUGAGUGCGUGUGUGUUUGUGGGUGUGUGUGUUUGUGGGUGUGUGUGUGUGUUUGUGGGUGCGUGUGUGUUUGUGGGUGUGUGUGUUUGUGGGUGCGUGUGUGUUUGUGGGUGUGUGUGUCUGUGGGUGUGUGUGUUUGUGGGUGCGUGUGUGUGUGUUUGUGUCUGUGGGUGCGUGUGCGUGGGUGUGUGUAUUUGUGGGUGUGUGUGUUUGUGGGUGCGUGGGUGUGUGUGUUUGUGGGUGCGCGUUUGUGGGUGUUUGUGGGUGUGUGUGGGUGUGUGUUUGUGGGUGUGUGGGUGUUUGUGGGUGCAUGGGUGUGUGCAUCCUGAAGGGGGAGCUGUUUAGUAUAUCUCUUACUACUCAGCAACCGUGAAGAAACAGCAUCGUCCACGCCUGGCGCUCGUUUCAAACUAAACACUAGAAAACAUAUGAGUGAAAUCCUUUAAUUCCCCUGACCAUCAUUAUUGAUAUGUAUAUGCAUGAACAUCCCCCCCCAAAAAAUGAUUCAGCUGUUAACAAACGUAGUGGUUGGGAGUAACAGCUACUUUUAAAGAAGGUCUCUCCUCUGUGUGCGAGUCUUAAUUAAUCUCAGUUAAGGCCUGGCUGCAAGAGCUGCCCACCACCUUCUGAUCCUCGGUUUGAUCCCCAGUAGAAAAUCUGAUUAGGGUUCCUCUGUUAUUUAUCUUGCCGCAGAUGUAGUUAUGUAAAAGAUGAAAAUCAUGGAGUUUAGUAUCAUUUUACCUUUAAGGCCGUAUCGUUUUUGAAUGGCCAGCGUUACCAUUUUAACUUUCAGAUAACUCGUUGUCAACUUAAAUGAUCAUUUUCAAAACUAGCCCAAGAUGGCUUUUCCAGUUUAGUCAAUGGGAUUGUCAUCACCGCCAUACUUGAUUCAAAUUGCAAUAGAAUGCAGAGAAGCCAUACUGUAUAAGCUCUGUCCAUUGGCUACACGCCUUUCAGCAGCUUCUCCCAUUGGCUCUUCCUCUCCAUAUGUGGUGUCUAAGUUCCUCCCUGACUGGUCUUUCUAUCAGUCCCAAUCUUCUGUGGACUCUACAGCCAGUUCUAAAACCACUAACCCUAACCAGAAACUUUAACCCUUUACCCCUCCGCCUUAUCCUAAACCCGCCUCUAUCAUAAACCCGCCCCUAUCCUAAACCCACCCCUAUCCUAAACCCGCCCCUAUCCUAAACCCACCCCUAUCCUAAACCCACCCCUAUCCUAAACCCGCCCCUAUCCUAAAUCCACCCCUAUCCUAAACCCGCCCCUAUCCUAAACCCACCCCUAUCCUAAACCCACCCCUAUCCUAAACCCGCCCCUAUCCUAAACUCGCCCCUAUCCUAAACCCACCCCUAUCCUUAACCCACCCCUAUCCUAAACCCGCCCCUAUCCUAAACCUGCCCUCAACACUUAACCCACAUGUUCUUCUCUCUCCACUGAGCUGCACAUCUUCAUUUAUAUUCCAUCAAACAAUAUCUUAAACAUAAAUAUAUCAAUUGUAAUGGUGGACAGAAGUGUAGAUUAAACUGUUUCUAUGAUGUAGUAGCCCUAUAGAGACAUUUUACAGAAGUUCAAAGUGAAGCUGGUGAGAAAUACAUUGGCUGGGUAUUUUCUCUUUUCAGAGGUAAAAAGCUUUUGUCGAAAUGAUGCAAUCAUUUAAAUCCACCUUACUGUCAGUCUCGAGAUAUAAGGGUUUACAUUCAAGACUACACGUCCAGUUUAGGCAAACAGAUCAAUCCAUAUGUGGAAGAUGAAGGCAGUUCACAUUAUUUACACCUUCAAUCAAUGUUUUAUGUUAAAGGUGUGAUGAAUACCCUGAGUUUCCUACUGAGUUGGAUUUAUACUUGAUGUGUAACGUGAUAAUGAAGUAGAAGUAAUCAUAGAGUUGUAGUUUGAUUUAGAAAAUUAUAAACAUAGCAAGAUUUUGUAUUUUCUUGUCAUUUCUCACCACAGAAUUUGCAGCCCCAAGAAGGUUCUAGAUUAAAGUAUUUACAGUGCAUUCAGAAAGUUUUUAGACCCCUUGACUUUUUCCACGUUUUGGUACGUUACAGCCGUAUUCUAAAAUGGAUUAAAUAGGUUUUUUCCUCAUCAAUCUACACACAAUACCCCAUAUUGACAAAGAAAAAUAUAUAUUUUUUUACAUUUUUGCAAAUGCAAUAAAAAAAAAUAUAUGAAAUAUCACAUUUACAUAAGUAUGCAGACCCAGUCUGAGUUCUUGAGCAGAUUUUCAUCAAGGAUAUCUCUGUAAUUUGCUCCAUUCAUCUUUCCCUCGAUCCUUACUAGUCUCCCAGUCCCACCAUGCUUCACCGUAGGGAUGGUGCCAGGUUUUCCCCAGACGUUUCGCUUGGCAUUCAGGCCAAAGAGUUCAAUCUUGGUUUCAUCAGACCAGAGAAUCUUGUUUCUCAUGGUUUGAGAGUCCUUUAGGUGCCUUUUGGCAAACUCCAAGUGGGCUGUCAUGUGCCUUUUACUGAGGAGUGGCUUCCGUCUGGCCAAUCUACCAUAAAGUCCUGAUUGGUGGAGUGCUGCAGAGAUGGUUGUCCUUCUGGAAGGUUCUCCCAUCUCCACAGAAGAUCUCUGGAGCUCUGUCAGAGUGACCAUUGGGUUUUUGGUCACCUCCCUGACCCAGGCCCCUCGCCCCCGACUGCUCAGUUUGGCCGGGCGACCAGCUCUAGGAAGAGAACAAACUUCUUCUAUUUAAGAAUGAUGGAUACCCUGUCAACUCUGGGAGAAUAUAGACCUUUCCAAAUCAUGUCCAAUCAAUUGAAUUUACCACAAGUGGACUCCAAUCAAGUUGUAGAAACAUCAAGGAUGAUCAAUGGAAACAGGAUGUACCUGAUUUCAAUUUCAAGUCUCAUAGCAAAGUGUCUGAAUACUUAUGUAAAUAAGGUAUUUUUUUUUCAAUUUCAAUAAAGUUGCAAAAAAUUCCAAAAACCUGUUUUUGCUUUGUCCUUAUAGGGUAUUGUGUGUAGAUUGAUGAGGAUUUUUUUCUUUAAUCCAUUUUAGAAUAAGGCUGUAACAUAACAAAAUGUGGAAAAGGUCAAGGGGUCUGAAUACUUUCCGAAGGCACUGAAUAUGGAAGUCAAGUGCAGUUUACUCCUCUUUUGCCAAAGGGAACUAUGUCUAAUGGAAACUCCAGUAACAGCUUAGCCAGAAUAGUAGUGGGUUUUCUAACACACUGACAUUUCUUAACAACACCAAAAAGAUCCCUCCGCGGUACUAAAAGUCUUGCUGUUGUUUAACCAAAACAGAAUAUUUCGAAUGACAAAUGUGUAUAAAAACGUUCACAUUUCAUGAGGAUGGGUUAAUGCUUGCUUGUCUCCUUGCUUACCUGGUCUAAAGUGAACUUGUUCACGAAUGACCACCGGUGGUAAGAGUUUUUAAGGUUCAUGGUGGGGGUGUGGAGUUUCUAUUACAGUAGCUGUUGGUUAAUUAUGAAGGUGGUGGCAUCAAGCUCUGGAGUAGCUCUAUAUGUUUUUUUGUAUGGAGUGGGGUGCGAUGUUUCAAUGUGAAGGAAAAACAUUGCACUGGUUCCCGAGUUUGUAAUGAAAAGGAUGACAGUGCUUAUAUGCUGAUGGUGACCCUGCUGUUUCGGGAUUAUGUGAUCUUUCACUGACCUGAAAACAUUACUAUGACAAUUGAAUAGUUAAAAAUACCUCAAACCCUAAUAUCAAGUUAACCAACUACAAUGAAAAGAGGAGAAAGAGAAAGAAGAAAUAACAUGUGAAGUAUAGCCAUACAUUGUGUACUGGUGCAGUGAAGCACGAGGUCUUCUCCUGCCCAGCAUGUGUCGCUAUGGUGACUACACCGGGACUCUGCAGCGCAGCAUCUCUCUGUACCCUCUUACUCCCCCCCAUGUCCAUAUUUUGGAAUGUUAAUGUGCUACUUGUUCACACUGUGCAUGAAUGAUAACAUGUCUGUAUAUAAUAAGCAGUAUCCCAUUCGUUGAUGUUGAUGGAGGUUUGAAUGUUGUAUAGAUUUGGACUUGUUGUGUCCCCACCCUCACCCGAGCUUGGUUCCCAACUUUACCAAUUGCCUGGGCUGUUCCCGACUGGCUGCCCCAUCUGUCUCCAGUACGCGUGGCUUCACCGCCGUGUGGAAGGGGAUUGGGGGGGCAGUUGGUUAAACGGGUCUCACAUCCAUCCGCUAUAUCCCAGUGGGGACUUGGACGUGAUAGGGCUUCGGGUCUCUCACCCGAGCUCGGUUCCCUGCAUCUCCAUGUCACAUGGGUUGCGAGCUGACCGGGUCCCCCCCCCCCCACGCACCCAUGUACUAGAAUGUUUUAUUUGAAGUUAAAUAUUGCACAUUCAGUUAAAAAAAGGCAAUAUCUGCUAUUGUUGAAGGAGGGUGAGAACUUAAAGAGUUCUGUAUCUUAAGGGAGUUGCAUGGGAAUUUGUACAAAAGACACUGCUUGCUUAUAAUGACAUGGCUGGUUGUGUUAUUUGACAGUGUAAGAGAACUAUGUACACCAAAAGCUAUUUUGUCAUGAAGAGAUCAUAUGUAUAUACUGUAUAGUGUUAACAGAGAGAGGUCUGAUACCUCCACAUAUCUUAGAGAAUUCUACAUAUUUAUUUUAAAACCCUCACUAAACUCAAGAAUGACAAAUAUUGCCUUUUUGGAGAAGUAGUUUGCUUAAGUGCUAGUUUUGCUCUCUCUCUCUGUUCCUGCUAUGCUGAGCAGUGUUUUGUCUUUGAUACCUGAGAAGUGUAAUUUCUUCGGGAUGGUUUCAUUCUUUGUCUCAAAAUGUCUGUCUGUCUGUCUGUCUGUCUGUCUGUCUGUCUGUCUUAUCUACCUGGUAUGUGCCUGCCUCUCUGUCUCGCUGGCUGGCUGGUACUGUACAUGCCUAUCUGUCUCUGUCCCUGUUGAGUGUCUGUCUGUCUAUCUGUCUGUACUUGAUGUGUGUCAUCUGAAUAGCACCACCCACCCGCCGCCCAGAUGGACCUGUAGUUUUCAGGGUUCUAAUAUCUCUCACGUUCUCUCUCAUUUUCCCUCCUUGCAUUCCCUGCCUCUCCCUCCUUAACUUUCUCUCAAGCUCACCCUGUCGAUCUGUCAUGUUCUUGCUGUCUCUCUUACAGGGUUAAGUUUGCUGUUUGUUUUGUCAUAUUGAUUAUAAUUGAUAGAAUAUCAUGAUUUUGUCUUAUUUUUGUUCAUGUCUGUGUUUUUUUUCUUUAUGUUGCACACCAACUAAUAGGAAGAAGUACACUAACUGUGAUUACUCUACAUGGUACACUUCUGACACAGAAAAUAAAGUUUGGGAUACCCUGUUUCAAAGA